UUCCCCAAAACCUCUCUCUGUCUCUUUCUCUCUCUCUCUCUCUCUCUCUCUCUCUCUGCUUCUCCUUCUCUACAUUCAUAUAUAGAGGGAGGGAGAUGGGUGGCCCACUGGGGGCAAUCAUAGGGAGGUAUCCGACGGCUAGGAGGGGAGACACCCACCAGAUGAUGGGUGGUGAUGAUGGCAGCAGUAGCAUCAUAAGGCAGGACAGGAAAUGCAGGGACCUGGUCUUCCUCUUCCUCUUCAUUGCUUUCUGGGUGGCAAUGAUCGUAAAUUCCAGCUUCGGUUUCAACCAAGGAAACCCUCUCAGGCUAAUGUACGGGCUGGACUACAAAGGAAAUGUUUGUGGGAGCAGGCACGCAAACCUGGAUCUCCGUGAGCUGGAGGUUAGGUACUGGCUAAAUCCCAACCAGGUUUACCAAAGCGGGCAGAGAAACAGCCAGUUCAAGCUGGCUGAUGCUAGAAGCAUCUGCUUGAUGGAAUGCCCCACUGCUUCUGAUGACACUCUCAAUUGGGUCUGUGAUUAUCCAGAGGGAGAUAUUCGCAUCUUGUUGGAUGAUUGGAUUGAUAGGAAUUACGAUUAUUACGAGUUCCUUACGCCAGAUAUGAGGAACAGCUCACUUCAGCUCCAAGGCCCAUGUUACCCUGUCAUAUUCCCUAGUGUAAAUGUUUUCUGGAGCUGCCAAUUCAUAGCACGCGCAUCCAAUGUUUCUUUGCGACAUUGGCAGCAGAUGGGUGGAGUGAACAUCAAUGAGGACCUUGUAAUCGAUAAAACUAUUCACAGGGCCAUCAAUUCUCCGUCGGCUGUCUUAAAGAGAUAUGUGGCCGAUAUUGGAAAGACAUGGCCUGUGUUGAUUGUUUGUGGAGGAAUCUUGCCGUUGUUUUUGGCAGUGAUCUGGCUGUUAAUGAUUCGACAUUUUGUUGCUGCAAUGACAUGGAUAACGGUCGUCCUCUUUGAUGUUCUCAUAGUAUCUGUCACGAUGCUUUUCUAUGCAAAAGCUGGAUGGAUUGGACAUGAUGCUGUCUCUGCUGUCAUUGGAGAAAGUGAUCCAUACUAUCAAGUAAAUGCGAGGGAACUUAAUCAUCUCCGUGCUAUUGCUGUUCUUAUGACAAUUGUGAUGAUUAUCGCUGUCCUCUCAUCAAUAGCCAUUGUACGCCGCAUACUUAUGGCAACAUCUGUUCUGAAGGUUGCUGCAAAAGUCAUCGGCGAAGUUCAGGCUCUUAUCAUUUUUCCAAUCCUGCCUUAUACUAUCCUUGUGAUCUUUUACAUGUUCUGGUUUUCUGCCGCACUCCAUCUUUUCAGCUCAGGCCAGAUCCUCCGGAACGAUUGUAAUUCCAAUUGCUGUGCUUAUGAUCUCAAGGCCAACAGAGUGAAUUGCGAUAGUUGCUGUGGCUACAGCAUCCACUACACACCUCACAUUGCAAUUGCUAUCCUUUUUCACCUGUUUGGAUGUUUUUGGGCUACUCAAUUUUUUAUUGCAUCUUCUUCUACUGUGAUUGCUGGGUCAGUCGCUUCCUAUUAUUGGGCCCGUGGUGAAACAUCGCAGGAGAUUCCAUUUCUACCUGUAUUUUCCUCAAUGAAGCGGCUCAUGCGUUACAGCCUUGGAUCUGUGGCUCUUGGUUCUCUGGUCGUACCCGUUGUCGAGUCAGUCCGCUAUAUACUUGAGUCAAUCCGCCGAAGACUGAAGCUCAUUAAUGUUGCGCCAAUAAAUUGCAUUGGGAAAAUGAUGUCAUGUUCUUCCCAGUGCUGCCUUGGAUGUGUUGAUUGGACCAUCAAAUCCGUAAAUCACAAUGCUUACAUAAUGAUAGCGAUCACUGGCAAAGGGUUCUUCAGAGCUUCAUCAAUUGCGACAGGUCUUAUAAUGAACAACAUUCUCCGGAUAGGAAAAGUUAAUGUUAUUGGAGACGUCAUUCUCUUUCUUGGGAAGUUAUGUGUCAGCCUCUCCAGUGCUGUCUUUGCUUUCCUCAUGUUGGACACUCACAAAUACAAAUCUGCUCAUAACAAGAUCUCCUCCCCACUGUUUCCCGUUCUGGUCUGCUGGGCCCUGGGUUAUGUCGUGGCGACGCUUUUCUUUGGGGUGGUGGAGAUUGCAAUUGAGACCAUCAUCCUAUCCUUCUGCCAAGAUGCCGAGGAACAUCAAGGGACAGCGCAAUACGCCCCACCCCUUCUUAUGGAGACCCUCAAUGAUCAAGGCGAAAUGCAGAGACUCACACAAGGAUCCUAAUCUCAAGUAUCCUUUUGGUUGCUUAAUCAGAGAGAUAAGAUAUGACCAGGCCUACUUCUGAUUCUUCCUUCUCACAUCUGCUUUUUGUUACUUGCAUCUCGUCUACUAAAAAACUGUUUUUUCUUUUCUUUUCUUAUAUCUACCUUUUGGGCUCUCUCUUUUUCUUUUUUCUUUUUUUCUUUUUUUUUUUGGGUUUUCCUUUCAAUGUAUAGUAAGGGUUUCUUCAGCCCAUGUAUGUUCCCAUCGCUGCAUUGUGUGGAUUGACAAAUGGAGAGGGAAGACUCGUUGGGGGCACUUUAAUCUUUUUUAA
This is a messenger RNA of Magnolia sinica, 2532 nucleotides long. Its product is annotated as choline transporter protein 1. Lineage: Eukaryota; Viridiplantae; Streptophyta; Magnoliopsida; Magnoliales; Magnoliaceae. The transcript is spliced from 10 exons. Bases 96 to 2222 code for a protein of 708 amino acids. The record is from RefSeq and is a predicted model, not a curated record. Gene Ontology annotation, biological process: transmembrane transport. Gene Ontology annotation, molecular function: transmembrane transporter activity. Gene Ontology annotation, cellular component: membrane.